Messenger RNA from Penaeus indicus, 2148 nucleotides. Its product is annotated as hemocyanin subunit-like. Bases 16 to 2052 code for a protein of 678 amino acids. Gene Ontology annotation, molecular function: oxidoreductase activity. The record is from RefSeq and is a predicted model, not a curated record. Lineage: Eukaryota; Metazoa; Arthropoda; Malacostraca; Decapoda; Penaeidae. The transcript is spliced from 3 exons.
AUCGUCACCGACAACAUGAAGGUCCUUUUAGUGCUCGCUUUUCUCGCGAUUGCGGCUGCCUGGCCGAGCCUCGGAUUCCAGGCGGACGGUGCAGAUGUGUCAGAUGCCCAGAAACAGCAUGAUAUCAACUUCCUGCUGCACAAGAUCUACGGGGAAAUCCGUGAUCCCAACCUAAAAGGAAAAGCUGAUUCCUUUGACCCGGAGGCUGAUUUAUCCCAUUACAGUGACAAUGGUGAGGCGGUACAGAAACUCAUGAGAGAUCUCAAGGAUCACAGACUUCUCGAACAGAACCACUGGUUCUCUCUCUUCAACCCAAGACAGCGUCAUGAAGCACUUAUGCUCUUCGAUGUUUUCAUUCACUGCAAGGAUUGGGAUACAUUUGUCAGCAAUGCUGCCUACUUCCGUCAGCGUAUGAACGAGGGAGAGUUUGUCUACGCCUUGUAUGUUGCAGUCAUCCACUCACCUCUGUCUGAACACGUUGUACUUCCACCACUCUAUGAGGUCACUCCUCAUCUCUUCACUAACAGUGAAGUUAUUGAAGCAGCUUAUCGUGCCAAGCAGACACAGACCCCUGGAAAAUUCCAGUCUUCCUUUACUGGAACAAAGAAGAACCCUGAACAAAGAGUAGCCUAUUUCGGAGAGGACAUUGGAAUGAACACUCACCACGUUACAUGGCAUAUGGAAUUCCCAUUCUGGUGGCAAGAUGAAUACAGCCAUCAUCUAGAUCGCAAAGGAGAGAACUUCUUCUGGGUACAUCAUCAACUAACUGUUCGCUUUGAUGCUGAACGUCUUUCCAAUUACUUGGAUCCAGUCGGCGAACUUCACUGGGGUAAACCCAUCGUACAAGGUUUUGCUCCUCACACCACUUACAAGUAUGGAGGUCAGUUCCCCUCUCGUCCAGAUAAUGUAGACUUCGAGGAUGUGGACGGUGUUGCCCGAAUUCGAGACCUGCUCAUUGUUGAGAGCCGAAUUCGUGAUGCUAUUGCCCAUGGUUAUAUUGUUGACAAGCAAGGCAAUCGCAUUGACAUCAUGAAUGAGCGUGGCAUUGACGUUCUUGGAGACAUCAUUGAAUCCUCAAUGUAUAGUCCUAAUGUCCAGUACUAUGGGGCUUUGCAUAAUACUGCGCAUAUUGUACUCGGUCGACAGGCCGAUCCACAUGGAAAAUACGCCCUGCCACCUGGUGUACUAGAACAUUUCGAAACUGCCACACGCGAUCCCAGUUUCUUCAGGCUACACAAAUAUAUGGAUAAUAUCUUCAAAGAACAUAAGGAUUCUCUUCCCCCUUACUCAAAGGAAGAAUUAACUUUCACAGGUGUUACUAUUGAAAAUCUAUCAGUUGAUGGUGAAUUAGAGACCUUCUUUGAGGACUUUGAGUAUAGUCUUAUUAAUGCUGUUGAUGACACUGAAGAAAUUGCGGAUGUAGAAAUCUCUACGUACGUUCCUCGUCUUAACCACAAAGAUUUCGCAUACAACAUUGAAAUUACAAACAAUAAUGGCAAGGAAGUUCUAACAACAGUCCGCAUUUUCGCCUGGCCUCACCGUGACAACAAUGGCAUUGAAUACACUUUCGACGAGGGUCGUUGGAAUGCUAUUGAACUAGACAAGUUUUGGGUUAAGUUGUCUCCCGGCUCAAACCACAUUGUCCGUAAGUCAUCAGAAUCAGCAGUAACUGUUCCUGAUGUACCAAGUUUCGAUACUCUCUUCAAGAAGACCGAAGCUGCCUUGGGUGGCGCAGAUUCCGGACUUACAGAAUUCGAGAGUGCGACUGGCAUCCCUAACCGUUUCCUCCUCCCUAAGGGUAACGAACAGGGUCUGGAGUUCGACCUUGUCGUUGCUGUGACGGAUGGUGAAGCUGACGCAGCUGUAGAGGGACUACACGAUAAUAAUGGCUUCAACCACUACGGUUCCCAUGGCAAAUACCCUGAUAAUCGCCCACAUGGCUACCCUCUGGAUCGUAAAGUUCCAGAUGACCGCGUGUUUGAAGAGCUUCCCAACUUCAAGCACAUUCAUGUAAAGGUCUUCAAUCAUGGUGAACAUAUCCAUCACCAUUAACUAAUAGAAAUCGAUAAGACUUGAACAAAUACCAUAUGUUUUAUCUUCCUCAAAGGAUAUGCAUUUUCAAUAAAAUAGAUUUAAUUCAAAAGGAAA